GAUGUUUGGUGAUCAAUGCUCCAAAGAAUUGGAUUAAUAUUUUUACAGAAUAUUGUUGUAGUCGGUAACUAUUUCUAUUUCCAGGCAUUUUUAGAUGAAUUCACUAAAUGGUCAAGAGGAAAUCCUGACAAGGACAGGAUUCUCAUGGCUGGAGAUGGCCAAGGAAUCUUCAAGACUGUCUCCAACCCUGGGUUCACAGCAUAUGAAAUGAAAAUUGGUGCAGUUACUUUCCAGAUUGCUACUGGAGAUAUUACCAAAGAAAAGGCAGAUGUGAUUGUAAACUCAACAACAAGGACAUUUAAUCUGAAAUCAGGGGUGUCAAAAGCAGUUUUGGAAGGUGCCGGACCAGCUGUGGAAAGUGAAUGUACUGUACAAGCUGUACAGCCUCACAGAGAUUUUAUAAUUACACAAGGUGGAUACUUAAUGUGCAAGAUAAUAAUUCAUGUUCUUGGGGGAAAUGAUGUCAGAAAAACGGUUUCCACUGUUCUGGAAGAGUGUGAGCAGAGGAAGUACACUUCUGUUUCCUUUCCAGCCAUCGGAACAGGCAACGCCAGAAAAAACCCAGUCAUAGUUGCUGAUGACAUGAUCAGUGCUAUUGUAGACUUCGCCUGGAAACAUUCCACCCCAUCAUUAAAAAAAGUUAAAGUUGUCAUCUUUCUGUCUGAACUGCUAAAUGUAUUCUAUGACAACAUGAAAAAGAGAGAAAAUUCUGCAUCACCCGUCUUUCAGUCCACAUUCUUCGAGACUGCAUAUAAUAUUCCUGAACACUGGACUGACAUGAAUCAGCAGCUGUCCUGUGUGAUCGAACUACAACCCGGACAGUCAGAAUACGACACCGUAAAGGACAAGUUCUCUGAGACUUGUCUUUCCUACAAAAUAGAGAAGAUAGAGAGGAUACAGAAUAUAUGGCUCUGGAAGAGCUACCAGAUAAAGAAAAAGCAUAUGGACAUCAAGAAUGGCCAUACAGAUAAUGAGAGAGUCCUAUAUCAUGGGACAGCUGCAGACUCAGUGCCAUAUGUCAAUCAGCAUGGCUUCAAUCGCAGUUAUGCUGGGAAGAAUGCUGCAGCCUAUGGAAAGGGAACUUAUUUUGCUAUUGAUGCCAGUUAUUCUGCUAAUGAUAAGUACUCCAGACCAGACAGCAAUGGGAGAAAGCAUAUUUAUGUUGUGCGAGUACUUACAGGAGUCUACACACUUGGAUAUGCAGGAUUAAUUACCCCUCCAUCAAAGAACCCUCACAAUCCCACAGAUCUGUUUGACUCUGUCACAGACAAUGUACAACAUCCAAGACUAUUUGUGGUGUUCUCUGAUAAUCAGGCUUACCCAGAAUAUCUCAUAACUUUUAGGUGUUGAAAGAUAGGGGUUGUUUUUUUUUUAAUCUCAAAGAGAUGAUUUAGUCGUCUAUUCAUAAAAACAAUUUAUAGGGGUUUUGUCUUUGCCUUUGGCCUGUUUUUAUAGAUAAAAAUCUGUCAGGUGCUAAAAUGCUGAAAACAGCCUUUUAAAAAUGCUCUAUUGAAAUUUGUAGCAUACCUCUCUUCAGAGCACGUUGAUGGGUGGAAGCUAAGAAAUGUAGAUGACACAAUUAUAGCUACAGCUAUUUACAGAUAGCAAGUCUGUAGGAAAACAAAGAGCACAUUACUUUUUUCUAGCAGAGAAGACUUAAGAUGAAUCACUUUAAAACCAAGCUGUUGUCCUUACAGAACAUGUUAAGACAUCAAACUGUGUUGAGCUCAACUGUACUAUUAAAUGAAUAGGCUGCUGUUGUGCAUCUGUAAUAACUGUGAAUUUUGCCUCCUUAAGAG
Molecule: messenger RNA, 1799 nt
Organism: Leopardus geoffroyi (Geoffroy's cat)
Lineage: Eukaryota; Metazoa; Chordata; Mammalia; Carnivora; Felidae
Gene: PARP15
Product: poly(ADP-ribose) polymerase family member 15
Biological process (GO): negative regulation of gene expression
Cellular component (GO): cytoplasm; nucleus
Molecular function (GO): transcription corepressor activity; NAD+ poly-ADP-ribosyltransferase activity
Source: RefSeq, a predicted model, not a curated record